GGGGGGAGAUGCUGAGGCUUCAGGGGCGGAGGAGGCGGCGGCAGAGGAGAGAGCGGGAGGAGGGACGCGAGGCAGGAAGAGGGCAGCCGAAGGCCGGGCCAGGUGGCUGGAGCGGGCACCGGCUGCGCUGCGCGGCUCUCGGUUCCGACGGCCUCUUUCAUGCGCUGAGGGCGCCCGGCUGGGCCGGACCGGCGGCCGGAGGGGAGGCUCCUCUCCAUGGUCCAGAAGACCAGCAUGUCCCGGAGCCCUUACCCACCCUCCCAGGAGAUCCCCAUGGAGGUGUUCGACCCCAGCCCGCAGGGCAAAUACAGCAAGAGGAAAGGGCGGUUCAAAAGGUCGGAUGGGAGCACGUCCUCGGAUACCACGUCCAACAGUUUUGUCCGCCAGGGCUCGGCAGAGUCCUACACCAGCCGACCCUCGGACUCUGACGUGUCUCUGGAGGAGGACCGGGAAGCCCUAAGGAAGGAGGCAGAGCGCCAGGCAUUAGCCCAGCUUGAGAAAGCCAAGACCAAGCCGGUGGCGUUUGCUGUGCGGACAAAUGUCGGCUAUAACCCAUCUCCUGGGGAUGAGGUGCCAGUGCAGGGAGUGGCCAUCACCUUCGAGCCCAAGGACUUCCUGCACAUCAAAGAGAAAUAUAAUAACGACUGGUGGAUCGGACGACUGGUGAAGGAGGGCUGUGAGGUUGGCUUCAUCCCCAGCCCCGUCAAGCUGGACAGCCUGCGCCUCCUGCAGGAACAGAAGCUGCGCCAGAACCGCCUCAGCUCCAGCAAAUCAGGUGACAACUCCAGUUCCAGCCUAGGAGACGUGGUGACUGGCACCCGCCGCCCCACGCCCCCUGCCAGUGGUAAUGAGAUGACUAACUUAGCCUUUGAACUAGACCCCCUAGAGCUAGAGGACGAGGAGGCAGAGCUCGGGGAGCAGAGCGGCUCUGCCAAGACUAGUGUUAGCAGUGUCACCACCCCGCCACCCCAUGGCAAACGCAUCCCCUUCUUCAAGAAGACAGAGCAUGUGCCCCCCUAUGACGUGGUACCUUCCAUGAGACCCAUCGUCCUGGUGGGACCGUCGCUCAAGGGCUACGAGGUUACAGACAUGAUGCAGAAAGCUUUAUUUGACUUCUUGAAGCAUCGAUUUGAUGGCAGGAUCUCCAUCACUCGUGUGACAGCGGACAUUUCGCUGGCUAAGCGCUCAGUCCUCAACAACCCCAGCAAACACAUCAUCAUUGAGCGCUCCAACACACGCUCUAGCCUUGCUGAGGUUCAGAGCGAGAUCGAGCGAAUCUUCGAGCUGGCCCGGACCCUUCAGUUGGUCGCUUUGGAUGCUGACACCAUCAACCACCCAGCCCAGCUCUCCAAGACCUCACUGGCCCCCAUCAUUGUUUACAUUAAGAUCACCUCUCCAAAGGUACUUCAGAGGCUCAUCAAGUCCCGAGGGAAGUCUCAAUCCAAACACCUCAAUGUCCAAAUAGCGGCCUCAGAGAAGCUGGCACAGUGCCCCCCCGAAAUGUUUGACAUCAUCCUGGACGAGAACCAAUUGGAGGAUGCCUGCGAGCACUUGGCCGAAUAUUUGGAAGCCUAUUGGAAGGCCACACACCCGCCCAGCAGCACUCCGCCCAAUCCGCUGCUGAACCGUACCAUGGCUACUGCAGCUCUGGCCGCCAGCCCUGCCCCCGUCUCCAACCUCCAGGGACCCUACCUUCCUUCCGGGGACCAGUCGCUGGAGCGGGCCACCGGGGAGCACGCCAGCGUGCACGAGUACCCCGGGGAGCUGGGCCAGCCCCCAGGCCUUUACCCCAGCAGCCACCCACCAGGCCGGGCAGGCACCCUGCGGGCACUGUCUCGCCAAGACACGUUUGAUGCCGACACUCCUGGCAACCGAAACUCUGCCUACACGGAGCUGGGAGACUCAUGUGUGGACAUGGAAACGGACCCCUCAGAGGGCCCAGGGCUUGGAGACCCUGCAGGGGGCAGCACCCCACCGGCCCGGCAGGGAUCCUGGGAGGAUGAGGAAGAAGACUAUGAAGAGGAGCUGACCGACAACCGGAACCGCGGCCGGAAUAAGGCCCGCUACUGCGCCGAGGGUGGGGGUCCCGUUUUGGGGCGCAACAAGAAUGAGCUGGAAGGCUGGGGGCGAGGUGUCUACAUCCGCUGAGAAACAGAGGCCACGCGGUGGGGGGUGGGGAAGGGCUCUGAGCCCUGGGGAGGUACGGGACCGAGGGGCUCGCCACCGGGGUGUAUCUUUCCUCCAGGGGGCGCUGCCUCCCUCUCAGAUGCCUUCACCGGAUGUUUGGGGUUUCUUUUGCGGUAGCAUCAUAGCUCCCAGGAUUCCCUUAAAGCCUGGUUGUAGGUUUUCACCUCCCUGGUUUGGAUGGAUGGGGGGAUGCCCACCUUUCCGCAGUGUCCCCUUUCCCCCGCUUCAGGGGGCUCUCUCCCCUCACUCCCAGAGAAAAGGUGCACUUCCUUAACUCUUUCUACUUGGGGCUCUAUAUGGGGGUCCUAAAUGGGGUAGCCCUUUCUUUCCCCAACCUGGAGUAUUUGGGAAGGGUGAGGGGGCUUUUCCUGGAGAGGGAGAGCGUAGACUCCUUCUCAUGAGGGCUGUCUUCCCCAAACCCCAGAUCCAGGGUCCCUCCCCGUGCCCACCUCUCUCCCAGCUUCCUGGCACCGUUGUCUGGUGGGUGAAAGGUAGAGAAUGGAAGCCCCAUGGGGAGCUUAUCUUGGGUAGAGAGCGCAGGCAUCAAAUGUCCUGAGCUCUGCUGGAGUCCGACCCGGACCCCUGAAGAGCGGGCAGCCAGAGACCCUGCUACCCACCCCUCCACAUCCAUGCCUCGGCCUUCGCCCACCCCAGGAAUGAGCUUUGCCUACAACCUCCCUUGCCUACUGCCAUCAGAAGAGGAGGCCCCUCUGUGUCUGAGCUCCCGACCCCGUUUCAUCUGGGUAUGGCACCCAUGGAACACUAGUCCGCCUCAUUUUGAAACCAAAAAACUGCUCCUUCACUAUCACCCGGAGGCCCCAGGGGAGAGGCCCUGCAGGUUGGUGCCCAAGAGGUGAUCACCACCCCAGGGGUCAUCUUGGGACCUCGGAUCUCCCAUGGGGGGCUUGGCUGCUGCUGCUGUUCUAUUUGCCUCUUGUGAUCUUGUCCUAUACCCACGUCCACUCCCCCCAGGAGAGGCCUUGGUAUCCUCCCGGCCUCCCAAGUGUUCCUCAGCCUAGCAUCCCUCCAGCCCAGCAGCCCUGCCCCUCCCCAGCACCCAGCUGGGCCAGAGAGAGCCGAUUGUGCCAACGAGGACUGGGCCCUGCCCAGCUGCCCGCCUCAGGGAUGGGCCCCUCAUGCCUGUCUCACCACCUCCUGUGCCAAUGUUGUCCCACCCCCCCAACUGGGGGUGGGGUGCAGCUUCCACUCACUGGUUAGAAGACACCACUGCCCAACCUUCCUCCCUCCCUGUCUGGUGUCCUGUGCCCCCAUCUGUCUGUCUGUCCAUCUGUACUCCCCUAGAAGUAUUUGGCCACAUAUAAAACCGCCGUCAUGUCCUUUGCAGCCGCCUCCAGAGCCUGGUUCUUCGUUCCUGCCGUGCAGCAAGCCUGGCCCCCGCGGGAGCUGCAUGCAGGGGAGUGUGAAGGGGCGGGUGCGGGAGGAAGCUGGGCCCCGAGCUGGUUAUUCAACAGGAUAGAGUGCUUUGUUUUGCAGCUCUCUCAAGCAUCACGGUCAAGGCUGAUGGGAGCUCUGCGGCCACUUUCAGCCACAGCUUCCCAUCAGCCCCAAGUCUUACCCGUUCCCCCAUAAGUAGAGCCUGAGAAAAUGGGAGACUGAGGUGAAGUGGGGUGUCGCAGGCAUUACUCAGUGGGUGAGAUCCAGUUUUUCUGCCCCUGUGGGCUCAGCUGCCGACCAGCACCUCCUGAGAGAGAGUGGCUGAGUUCCAUCUGGUGCCCUUCUCCACUGAUGUCCUGGCUGACCAGCUUUGGGGGAUGAAAGAGGUCUACUUUGGGGGGGGCAGGGAAUGGGGGCCACCCCAGCCCGAUAACAUCAAGAGUGAGAAAGUCAGCAGGUGUCUGUGUCAGUUCUGUCAUCACCAGCUGGCAGGAUGUGGACCCCGGACUGCUGUCACUGCUGGCCUGUGUAUCCUGCCUCACGUGGCACUCAAACCAUUUCUCCACUCUCCUUGUUUCUGGGGUGGUGGAUCUGGAGGACUAGAGCUCCUGGGUCCCUCACCUGAAUGUUUUUGCCCUAAGUGCAUGUGGGGAUGGGGAGUGUAGAGGGCAGCAGCCAUCUAGACCUUCCAGGUGAGAGGUUAGCAGGCCCAAGGAAAGGAACUGGGCAGGUCCACAGGUCAGGUGGCUGGCCCAAGAUCCCAGGGAGUUGAUGGCAAAGACUGCUGGGAUUGGAGUCCAGUCUCUGCCUCCCAGCCUAGUGUUCUUACCCCACAGCCUUUCAAAGCAGUCAAUCCUUUAUUCCUGUGUUUACUCACUGAACAUUAAUUGAGUACCUACUGUAUACCAGGCACAAGUCUAAAAGGGAGCCACAGACCAUUCUGGACAGCACUGUGAGCUCUCUGCUGGGAGAAGCACUGGGUUCUGCAGGAACCUGGUAGAAGGGAAAUUCCCUUAGUCUGGGGAGGUCAGGAGAGGCUUCUCAGAGGAGGUGAGGCUUCAGUGAGGUCUAGAAGCCUGGUUAAGAGUUAACCUGGUGGUGGUGGAGGGAGUAAGUGUUCAAGGCAGAGGAAGCAGGUGACAUGCAUGGCAUGUUCCUGGUACUUCACCAGCAAAGUGUGCUCUCAAGGCGGUGGUCAGAGAAGGGUCAGCAGGAGCAGAUCACAGGGGGCCUUGAGUCAUCAUGGGAGUCUGGGCUUUGUCCUGAAGCCGCUGGGCAGACAUUGAAGGCUUGUAAGCAGCAAUGGCAAAGUUGUCUUGGUUGCGGUUUGGAGCAUAGAUUGGAGGGGCUAGCCUGGACACAUCUUUGGUCCUCUGGGUUAGAAACAAGGUGGGGCUGCACUAGGCCAAGGCAGUGGGAUGGAUAAGGAGGCAGUGGCAGCCAGAGACAGACAGCAAGCAGUUAGAAUCCAGCGCUCUUGGAGAGCAAUUGGUGGUGGCCAGUGAGAGAGAGGGUGGUGUCUGGGGGCAACUGUGGGUGAUGGUCUUCUCAGACAUAGAGGAAACAGGUGGAAAAACCAUGUUUUUGUUUUUGUUUUUUAAGAUUUUACUUAUUUAUUUG
Mustela erminea (ermine) is the source of this 5202-nucleotide messenger RNA. It is a transcript of the gene CACNB1, whose product is annotated as calcium voltage-gated channel auxiliary subunit beta 1. Lineage: Eukaryota; Metazoa; Chordata; Mammalia; Carnivora; Mustelidae. Gene Ontology annotation, molecular function: protein binding; high voltage-gated calcium channel activity. The coding region runs from base 217 to 2148 and encodes 643 amino acids. Gene Ontology annotation, cellular component: voltage-gated calcium channel complex. The transcript has 14 exons. The record is from RefSeq and is a predicted model, not a curated record. Gene Ontology annotation, biological process: calcium ion transmembrane transport; regulation of voltage-gated calcium channel activity; chemical synaptic transmission.